Coregonus clupeaformis (lake whitefish) is the source of this 3892-nucleotide messenger RNA. Its product is annotated as phosphatidylinositol transfer protein beta isoform. Gene Ontology annotation, cellular component: cytoplasm. NCBI's taxonomy places the organism in Eukaryota, Metazoa, Chordata, Actinopteri, Salmoniformes, Salmonidae. Gene Ontology annotation, molecular function: phosphatidylcholine binding; phosphatidylinositol binding; phosphatidylinositol transfer activity. Gene Ontology annotation, biological process: phospholipid transport. Bases 106 to 975 code for a protein of 289 amino acids. The transcript has 13 exons. The record is from RefSeq and is a predicted model, not a curated record.
CGCAGCCAAAAAGCUACAAUGGUCCUCAUCAAGGAAUAGGUGGGGAUUGUUCAGACUUGUUUCAGGUCUGGCCUACCGGUGAGUGGGGUGACAGCGAGUCAGCAGAUGCUAGCCGACGCACCUGGAAAGCAAACUACAACAAUAUGGAACAUAGCUAUCCAUUAUCUAGUAUCGACAAGCCGUGUGGUCUUACCCUGUACUGUGGAGGAGUAUCAAGUGGGCCAGUUGUACUCCGUAGCAGAGGCCAGUAAGAAUGAGACUGGUGGAGGAGAGGGCAUCGAGGUCCUUAAGAAUGAACCCUAUGAUAAGGAGGGGGAGAAAGGACAGUACACACAUAAAAUCUACCAUCUGAAGAGUAAAGUCCCAGCGUUUGUCAAGAUGAUUGCUCCUGAGGGCUCCCUGGUUUUCCAUGAAAAGGCCUGGAAUGCUUACCCUUACUGCCGAACCAUUGUAACGAAUGAGUAUAUGAAAGAUGACUUCAUCGUUAAGAUUGAGACCUGGCACAAACCUGACCUUGGCACAGUAGAAAACGUGCACAAGCUGGACGUGCCCACAUGGAAGAGUGUGGAGGUGGUGCCCAUUGACAUCGCAGAUGGAGAACAAGUUGCCCCUGCUGACUACAAGGCAGACGAGGACCCUGCUCUGUUCAAGUCCGCUAAGACUGGUAGAGGACCCCUGGGACCCAACUGGAAGAAGGAGCUGGUUAGUAAGGCUGACUGCCCGAGGAUGUGUGCCUACAAACUGGUCACUGUCAAGUUCAAGUGGUGGGGCCUGCAGAACAAGGUGGAGAGCUUUAUUCACAAGCAAGAGAAGCGUAUCUUCACUAACUUCCAUCGCCAGCUGUUCUGUUGGAUCGACAAGUGGGUGGAGCUGACUAUGGAGGACAUCAGGCGGAUGGAGGCGGAGACACAGAAGGAGCUGGAGGAGAUGCGUAGGAAGGGCUCUGUUCGAGGCACGAAGGCUUCAGACGAGUAGCUGCCCCAGGUGUAGGUCUGAGGAAGGCUGUCUUCGCAAACAAGGUCAAGUACGGGGAACCAGUGCUGCCGAUGCCGAAUGAGAUGGAGGGUUUUAAACAGCGAUGAAGAAUGAAGAUGAAGAAUUUCGACGUGUGCUCCCUGCGUGCCACCUUUUACCUUGCUGAUUCAGGAUGUGGAGGACGAGGGCUCUGCUCCAAUCGAUCAAUAGACCAGCACCCUGACCUACCGGCACCCAAUCAUAGACAUUCUAUCCACAGAAUAAUUGAUUUGUAGAAAGUGACACGAUCCUAGCUGAUAAGGCUCCAGUUAAUUUUGAUGAUUUCAAGCAGCAAUGACCUCUGUAUAGCCAGCUACCACGACCAUGUUGUUGAUAGACUAGUCCCUCUAUCUUCUCUUGAUAGAUGCUUAGAGGGCUGCUUGGUUGUUGAUCGAGAUUAAUAUUUUCAAAGCAUUUAAUUGGCAUGAUUCCAUUAUUGCAGGUGUUGGACCUGUAUUUUGUUAUUCCAGUCGAGGAGGAUCGUUCCUCUGUGGUCUGUUGCCUUGACCUUUUUUGUUUUCCUUUGUAUUCAUCAAUAUUUUCUCCAGAUCAUUCCUUUUAAGACAAUGUCCUCCCUGUCCUCUUCUAGCUGUUCAUAACUCUGUGGUUUUCGAUUAGCUGGUGAGAGAGAGCCUGUCAGUGUGUUCUCCAUAUACAUGUCCCUUCCUGCCAUGGCGUUCAUUAAGAGAUUACUGACACCCUUGGCACCUGUGCCCAUCCUAAUCUCUCACCCUCCCUCUGCAUCUUAUUAACACUCUGACAAUCUUGUCCACACAGGUAUUUCACUCUCACUCCCAUGCAAAUUAACACACACACACACUAAUACACACAAGCACAAACACGCACAUGUAGACACGCGCCCGCGCGCGCACACAGGUGUGAAUGACUUUGCGGUGGCUGAUCUCUUCCAAGCUCAAGCUGGGCAGAUCCAUGCAGGAUCCUUCAACUGAAGGGAAGUGGCUGUUGGAGUGUUUGGAGCUGUCACUGUUUUUCCACACUCUCCAUCCUCCACACGCUCACACUCACUCAAUCCGCUCCUCCCCAUCGGAUGUCCCCAGAGCGAAACCGCACUGGAAAACAGUCACAGAUGGUGCUACACCCCUCCAGUCUCUGUCACACACUGCUCACCCCACCCUGCACUCCACCACCUAAGUAGCCUGACUGUCUGCCUGUUUUAUUCCUGUGGAUCUCUGGGACCGUGUUCUGCUGCUGGUCGUAUCCUGCUGAGCAGGGGCAGCAGGUCAACAGACACCAAGCACCACCCCAGCCUACACCAGGCCUCACCUGACUGGGCCUGUUUAGUCGCAGCUGCCUCCCUACCUACUCACUCAGCACUACACUGCCUUACUGUACCCAUACAGUACCUCCACUCUGUCAGCUACCCCUCUACCUCUUCCCCAGACGGGGGUCUGCUUCUGGAAGCUAACUAGCACCACCAUGCCUUCUGGCUCCACACAGGCACCAGUUAGGAACCACUCAGUAGUCUUUUAGGAUUUACUUCUGGGACACUAAUCAACAGGGGGUAGACCAGGGAUGAGCAACUACAGUCCUCGGGGGCCUGAUUUGGUGUCUCACUUUUGCCCCAGCACCAGCUAACACACCUGACUCCAAUAAACAACUAAUCAUGAUCUUCAGUUUAGAAUGCAAUUUGUUUAAUCAGCCGAGUUUGCUAGGGGUGGGGGAAAAGUGACACCACUCCGGCCCCCAAGGACUGGAGUUGCCCAUCCCUGGGGUAGAUGAAGGGCUUGAGGUUUGCAAUGACUUGAAGAUCUGUUUAAACUGAACCACAAUGUUCUCAAGGUCCUAAUGCAUGUUUGUUCUAUUGAGCUGUGGUGUGGUGAUUAUUCCCUGCAGUGAUACUGUACUGAUGUAGACAACAGCACUCCCCAGCAGCAAGCUGGUCGGACAGUGCCGUGCUGGAGCCUGAAUGCGGCUCUGUGUGUUUAAGCACAUAAGUGCCUUCAUGUUAGUGUGUGUAUGUCUGCGUGCUUGUGGGACAAUAAAGAAUGCAUGUGUAUCUUACCUUGUCAAUCAACCUCAGCCUUUCUGCCUAUUUUUAUAAACAGACAUGCUUGCAGCUGAGACAGAUGGAAUAUUUUUUUAUGACGAGCUUAGCCUUGAUGGUAUAUUUGUAUUGUUUAAGCCUCACAGGGUGAUGUGAGAACCUUCUUAGUGAUGAUUUUAGUGCUCACCCAAAGAGUAUGAAUGGCUCUGCGUGAUAUCAUUCGUUUACAUGUUUGUUUACUAUCCACACCCUUCCCAAGGGCAAUUCAGCAAUACUGACUCGCCAGCAGAUAGAUGGUCAACUUAGAUGGCCAACUGAACUCUCCUGAACCCCAUAACUGGGUAGAGAUAUCAUGAGUACCCAUGUCAGUUUCAGUUAUGUGAGUGACUGACAGGACAUUGAAAGUCAAGGCCAUAAUGGGACUGAUGAAGUCCACAUUUCCCAUCAAUGACUGUAUAUGCAGUCAAAGAAACUGUAAGAGGAGUGUUGAAUAUGACCAAUGUCUUAAGGUCUGCGUCUACAGCCUCUGCCUUAUAUUGAAUAAAAAACGUAUGAAAACUCCAGAAUGCAACCCAGUUCUUGUCUCAUAGAACAAUGGUUCACUAUCUGCGCUGUUGAGAAAAUGAUGUGGGAAAGGACAGGGGAGGUAGUCUUUACAAGAAAAAUUGUACAGUGUGGUCAUGAUUUAUGAAAUCUACUGUUAAAUCUCUAGAAGGAAAAAAAAGCUUUUAAAUGUUUCUGAUCAUCUGAAAUUCAGGGGACAUGGUAGUGAAUGUAUUUCAUUUUGUUUUGCCUUUUCCGUUUGUAGAGUUUUGUGCCGCGGAAAGUCUACAUAAUGCAUCUAAAUACCUGAAUAAAUGUCAACAAAAAAUG